This is a messenger RNA of Chelmon rostratus (copperband butterflyfish), 9338 nucleotides long. It is a transcript of the gene cdk5rap2, whose product is annotated as CDK5 regulatory subunit associated protein 2. Lineage: Eukaryota; Metazoa; Chordata; Actinopteri; Chaetodontiformes; Chaetodontidae. The record is from RefSeq and is a predicted model, not a curated record. Bases 107 to 8965 code for a protein of 2952 amino acids. Gene Ontology annotation, cellular component: microtubule organizing center. The transcript is spliced from 51 exons.
CCUGGACUAUUUUGAAUUCCGUCCCGCUUUUCGAGGUUUACGCUACGUGUAGUCAGUAAAAUGUCUUAUUACCCUGGAGAGAACACAGAAUAACUUAACUGUUAUCAUGGAUUCCGUCGUGGGGGACGAUGUGACGCUCCCCGUUGACAUCAACGGAAGCUGCAGACUGCCUGAUUCCAUAAAUGUUGGAGAAUAUUCCACAGACAGCAUGACAGCUCCAUCCUUCCCUGACAAGAUGUCCCCAAUCAAAGCUCUUACCAUGAAGGACUAUGAGAACCAAAUCACAGCUCUGAAGAAAGAGAACUUUAACCUGAAGCUGCGCAUUUACUUCAUGGAGGAGCGCAUGCAGCAGAAAUGUGACGACUCGACUGAGGACAUAUUCAAAACGAACAUUGAGCUGAAGGUGGAGUUGGAGUCUAUGAAGAGAGAGCUGGCAGAGAAACAAGAGCUACUCGUGUCUGCUUCGAAAGCGUUGGAGAGUCUGGCUGGUCGAGAAUCAGGAGAACCCCAUCGUUUGAGAGAGCAAGCUCAGAGAGACAUGGAUGCACUUCGGGAUGCAUUCACCAAGAGGAUAGCUGACCUAGAACAGUGUCUGCGAACGGCAGAGGAAGAGGUCGAGAAGAUGGCAGCCAUCGCCGAGCAGGAGAAGCUUAAGAAUAUUAACAUGGAAAAGCAGCUCCAAGCCUCGGCUCCAUCAAGCACCUUCACCUCUGUCCCCAGCCCCGUCCAAGACCUGCAGCAGGCCCUGCUGCAGAAAGACAAUAUCAUUGAGCAGCUCAGGAUGUCUUUAAAGAACCAGGAAGCUGUGAUCCAUCAGAAGAAAAGUGUAGGCCAACAGACAGAUGCACCAACAACUGACAGUGUUAAACAGCUAUCUGAUCUCAUCACCAAGAAAGAUCAGGAACUUGAGGCACUGAGGGAUGAGCUACAUAGAAAGAAGGACCAAACAACACCAGACCAUCAGGAGCUGUGUGAGGUUGGCCGACUAGAGUCCUGCAAUAAGCUGCUGACUGAAGAGCUCACCCAGACAAAAAGCACCAAUGAGAACCUGACUAAAACACUGGAGGAUACUCAGAAUCAAAACAAGAACCUGUUAGGGAAGUUGGAGGAGAAGGAGAAUGAACUCAACUCUGAGAAGAAAAAUGCUCUGAAGCGAGACAAAACAAUCCAAGGCCUUACUCAGGUCCUCAGAGAAAAGGAGAAGGAGCACCAACCUUUCUGUCUGUGUAUUGCACAGAUUGCAGAGCUUUGUCAUGAGAUUGAGGACAGGGAUGAUGCUUUGGCCAAGGCUAGAGAGGCAGCACAUAAAGCCCAACUGCAGAAAUACCAGGGAGUAGAGGAGCACCAAAAUGUAUUAAUGGAAAAGCAAACAGAGCUGGCCCAACUCCAGGGGGAACACCAUGCCAAGGUGCUUGAAGCCCAAAAGCUACAGCGUGCCCUGGGCAGGAAGGAGCAAGAAUUGGCUGACUUGCAGCAGGCAAAGGACCAGCUAGAGGUGGAGCUGGAGGACCUGCAACAGCAGAAGAAGAAGGGAGACAAGGCGCAGAAUGAUCUGAACAAUCAGCUCAAAAAGCUGAGUGGUGAGAUCGGGGACAGGGAGAGUGCUCUAGAGCAGCAGUACCAGGAGCUGCUUGAUCAGACCAAAAGAAAACUGCAGGCACAUGAGGUGACCAUCCAGCGGCUCACAUCCACUCUGGCCGAUAAAGAGCAGCAGCUACAGGAGUACAUAAACAUGGUCAGAGACUUUGAGCAAAGCAAAAGCCCAGGAGGAAACGACAGUGUGCUUUCCAAGCUGCGGCAAAGGCUGAAAGAAAAGGAGAGGGCUCUGGAGCAAGCACUGGAUGAGAAGUUUGCUGCCAUUGAGGAGAAAGACAAUGAGAUACACCAGCUGCAGCUGUCUCUGAGGGAGAAAGAAAGAGACCUUGAUAGGCUUAAUAACUUGCUCUCACACAAUGACGAAACCAUCAAUUCCGAUGCAUCUCUGUGCUCAUCCCUCUUCUUCCAGAAUUUUGACAGUCUGAUCAAGGAGAAGGAUGUUGAGCUGCAGCAUCUUGCAAACACGCUAAAGAACCUGCAGAGAGCCAAGCAAGAUGUGGAGGAUAACUUGAACAGAUCACUGAGGGAGAAGGAUUCCAUUAUCAGCCAGCUACAGCUCUCUUUGGAGGGCAAGACAAAGGAUAUGGAGGAAAUGGCCGAAUCAAUGCUGAGCCAGUCGCAGACUCAUGCACGUGACCUCGCUGAACAGAUGGGGCAGAGGUUAAAGGUCACAGAGGCUAUGUUGGCUGAGGCUGUGAAGGCAAGGGAAAGGCUGGUCACUGACAAUGAGAGUGCUGUGGAAGGACUGUUGGCUACAAUCAGCAGCAAAGACCAGCUCCUCAAGGAGUCUGCAGAGCACUACAACCGCAUGCUGUCUGAACGCGCUCAAGAGAUCCAGGAACUAAGGAAGCAGCUGUCUGAUAGGCAGCAGCAGCUUGCCACUGCUGAGAAGCAAAGCUCCACAACAGCCCAGGGGGGUUAUUUAGAGACCGCAGAGCUCCGAGCCCUACUUGCUGAAAAAGACAGCAUCAUCAACAAGCUCCUGCAGUGUGGUCAGGAGAGGGACCAGUUUCUGGCAGAGAUGAGGCAGAAGGAGGAGCCGGAUCACGUGUUGGAGCUCAGACAAACGAUCCAGAUCAUGCAAGAGAAGUUGGACGAGAGGGAAGCUGAGCUAUCCAGGAGGAACAGCGAGGAUAACGUGGAGAACAUCCCUCUCUCCAAGAAGUCUGUUGUCAUCUUGAAGAAGGAGCUAGCACAGAAAACUGAGGCACUAAACAAAGCACUGAAGAGGGAGAAUGAACUAAAGAUUUCUUUAGCAGAGCUACAGUCAUUGCUGUCUGAGCUGGAGGGUCGCAAUGAAGGUCAGGCUGCUAAUAUUGAGUCCCUGACUGCCACUCUGCAGACUAAGGACGAGAUUAUCAAUGUUCUCCACCAGCGCCUCAGUCAGAGAGGGGACAGUCGGGUUGAUCAUACACUGGAUCAAGUCAUUGGCUCUGGUAUGGAGAGAUCACUUCCUGGGCUCCCCCAGAGAGAGAGAACCAUGAUUGGUGGAGACAGCCAGCAAGAAGCUUUGCCUAACCUUAUAGCCUUGCAACAAGAGCAUGAUGCUCUGAACAAAGCACUGAGAGCCGAACAACAGCUGUACUCCAGCCUGGUCAGGACUGUAAAGGAGCAGGACAGUGCCCAGCGCCUCCAUGCUCUGCAGCUGGAGCUGACAGCAGUGCAGCUCCUCAGGAAGCAGCUAGAGGACAGCAUCAAAACUAAUGAGGAGCUAAGGGACGACUUGGAGAGAGAGAUACACAGAGCCAAACUCAGAGAAGGCAUGGACCUGAUUGAUCCUAAAGAACUGGAGAGCAUGAGACAUCAGCUGGAAGACUCGCAGCGCUGGAAUGCCUCUCUGCAGGCUCGUUUAGGAGCCAUACAGAACCGUGGAGGAGGGGUUGGUGGGGCCAAUGAUGCUGGUGACACUUUGAGUUUCAUCGGAGAUCAGACUUCCUACAUGAGUAUCUGCGUGGGAGAGGGGCAGGAUGACAGCUUGUCCCUACUUUCUGCACAGGAGCUCAGACAGAAGGUGCUGGAGCUGCAGGACUGCGUCAGCAAACUGCAGACUUUGAACAAUGAGCUGCAGAACCGGCUGUCAGCAUUGGAGAAGUCACACCAUGAUUCUUACGACAAGGGAGACGCAGACAUGACCAGCAGUAGCCCCUGGAAACAGCAGCUCGAAAAGAUGCAGGAGAUGCAGCCUGUGGCUCAGAGUAAGAGGACGCAGCACUCUAACAAAGAGAGUCAGACAGACAUCAAAAUAGGACAGAUGGUGUCUGGAAAGCUGUUGGUUGAUAUGAGUAUGGACAGUGGCCUCGGCCAGAGUAGAGAGCAUGCUCAGUCUGGCAACGACACCUUGGACACUGGAGAGAAAGAUUCUAGGGAGAGGAACACGGACGUAAUGGCACUUAAAUCCCUGCUGACUGAUUGUGGGGCCACAUCAGUUUCACAUCUUAGAGAGGCGCUGCUCAGACUUAGAUCAGAAAAUGCAGAGCUGCGGGGGCUCCUGAAAGAACAAAAAUCUGCUGAGUGUAAAGAGAAGGAGAGCACUGAUGCUUCGGGGAACAGCAGUGAUGGACAGGCUGAAUUAAGAAAGAGUGUGGAAACACUGCAGGCUGAGUCAGGUCAUGCUAAGGGCAUCAAUCCGUCCAAGGAGUUGUCGGAUGAGGAGACCCCUGUCACCACUGAGCUAAUUGUCAGCAUUACAGGGGAAAUGGAGAGUCCACAGUCACAAAGCAAGAGCACAAAGCACCAUGUCUCAAGGCAUGGGGCUGGUGUCAGAUCUCGCCUCCCGGUCCCUGUGAGGCUGAGAGUGGAGGCUAGCAGCAGCAGGCAGUCUGAACAUGUGACAACUGAUGCACUUCAGCACCCUCAUUUGAAUGAUGUUCAUGGGUCUGACCAGGAACUGCACACAGACUCCGACUCUCCAAGGUCACCCCAACACAGCACUUCCCCUUCUUCCACACUCAGACAUGCACACCGUAGCUGCAGUCCAGUCGGGUCGGACAAGGUCUCUGAAGACACAACAACGGUGGAUCACACCCAGGCUGAUUCUGCUCUUUUCACUCAGCUGGAGCUUCUUCACCAGGAGUGUCAGGAGAAAGAGGCCCUGAUCAACAAGCUAAGCGAACAGCUAGCUGACUGGGAAGAGCUCCAUGCUCAGCUCCAGGAGAAGGACCGCCUCAAUUGCCAGUACGUGGAGGCAUUGCAGGCAGCAGAAUCCACCAUUGCUUACCUGACAGCCUGCAGUCUGGACAGCCAGGGAGGAUUUGGGUUGCACGCCAGUUUAUGCACAGGUCCUGGCUCUGUGGGUUCAGAUGCUGUCCUCCACAGCAGAUGCACAGAGCUGCAAAAAACCCUACAGGAAAAGGAGGAGCUGAACAACCAGCUUAUAGAGCUUCUUAAUAUGGCAGAGAAGGCCAUCACCUCCCCAGGCUGCCAAGAAAAUAAUCCAGAAACCAGGGAUUUAUGUUUGAAGAUAGAGACGGCCUUGCAGCAGGUGAAUGCAUCUCCAAAUAGACAGAGCCCAAGAGGUGGUAUUGGAAGCACAGAAGACUCGAUGCAGGAGCUGCAACGACACGCAGACUCUUUGCAGGAGGCCCUGUGGGAGCAGAACAGGCUUAAUGCCGAGCUGCAGGAAAAACUGAGAGCUGCAGAUGCUGCUGCUCAACAUGGCUACAACAGUAACAGUGCUGACCAGAGUGGUAAAUGUUCGAGGCAGAUAGCAGAGUCGUUUACGGAACAGGAAUCAAAGGAAUGCCAAAUGGAAACGGGAAGUUCUGAUAAUGUCAUUUUAAAUCAGGAACUGACCGAAGUCCUACAGAACUGUCUCAAUGCAGCAGAGUCGGCUGUCGCCUGUCUGACAGCACACUGUACAAAUACCAGCCCCUUGGCUUCUGGUAGAUCAUCACACACCAGCCCUGACCUGCAGAUGAAUUUCGACAAACUUCAGAGAGCCCUGCAGGAGAGGGAAGAACUGGGAGAACCAACCCAGCCAACCACCAAAUCCAGUGGCAAUCAGUCCACUGCUUUAUCUGGAACAAAGGGACAACAUCACCAAGAGCUCCAUAGCAAUCUCUGCCGCCUCUUCAAGGCCUUCAGUGACCACUAUCAGAGAAUUUCUGAACUCCAGGCUCUCCUGCAAGAGGAGAAAGGCCGUAGAGAGGAGAGCAAGGAGCAUAGGGUGGUGCAGGAUGCCCAGGGAUUACCACCAAGUGUUCAGGUCCAACUGGAGACUCUCCAUAAGGCACUGAGGGAGAAGAAGAAGGCAUAUAAAAGUCUGGAGGAGAAACUGGCCACUGCUCUUACCAACACCUCCUCCUCUGAAACUACGCGGAUGGCUCUGGAGCAGGAUGACAAAGGCGUGCAGGUGGAUUUGCAGGACCUGGGUUACGAAACCAGUGGCAAGAGUGAGAACGAUAGGGAAGAGAGCAGUAGCACAGAUCUAGAGGUCGGUGUGAAACCAAGCUGCAGUGCCUCCAGCCUGCCUUCCCUGCUGAAACACGAGCAGACCACAUUCUCCUCUACUGAAAACCUGGACUCAACGUCCAGCACCCCGUACCCUAGUUCCCCAGCUCUCAGCUCAGCCAAGGUCAGUUUGAAAAGCCUGCAGGUCUAUGACGAGUACGGUGUUUCUGAGGACCCACUCCAGCUUCAGGGACAAGUCAGAGAGCUGAAGGUCCAGCUGGAAAACCAGACCAAGCUCAUCCUCCAAAUGCAAAGUCUUCUGCGACGGAACUCUCUCUCCAGUGACCUAGUUGCCAACACCUCUGAUCCCUCAUCUGUCAGGGAUCAAGAGGGGACACCGAGAGAGGACCGUAGCCAAGAUCGGAGCUACAGAAGUGGGCAGCUAGGGGAGAGCCAGGCGAUGAAGGAUAAAACCAGCCGUCUGAAUAUGGAACUGGAAAGAGAGAGGACACUGAACAGAAGCAUGAAUGAACAGCUGCAGCAGGCCCGCAGCCGCUCUGCAUCACCUGCGAGGCUGGACACCCUGGUGCAGUCGCAGGCCAGGGAGCUGUCACAACUGAGGCAGCAGAUCAAGGAGAGCCGCAGGCUGGGAGGCCUGCAGCGUCGGCAGCUGGAGGAGCUGAGGACAGCCUUCAAGGAGCUGCUGCAGGCCAGCGAAGUCGACUACUACAUGGGGGAAGUGGUCAAAGAGCAGCUGGACAAGAGCGUGGGCAUUCUGGACAGGCUGGAGGGACGGCUUGACAAAGGAGACUUUCAUCCGGAUAAUGAGGAUGUGGCAGCUCUGGAACUAUCUCGCAGGUUGGCUAAAGAGCUGCAGGAGAAGAACCGUGUGAUCCAGAGCCUGCAGAGCCAGUUAAGAGGCCAAACUCCCAGCAGCCACCACAGCUCUCACUCUGAUCUGCACUACUCAGACAGGACCUCCCCCUCCUGCUACAGCAGCCCGGGCUCACACGGCGGCAGUCGAGCCCACAGCCAGCGACGCCCUCCCGAUUGGACGGGAGCAGCUGUCCCUCCCAUAGGAGGAGCUCAGGAGGAAGGCAGACUGCAGGGCCUGCAGAGGGAGAACGGGCGGCUGCAGGACCAGCUGAGGAGCAGCGAGGAGCUCAACGCCACCCUGCGCAGUGAACUGGACCUACAUCGCUCAAUUAUGGCCCAGACCAGCUCCCACCAUCAGGAACAGGGUCACGACCAGGAAGGAUCAGGGCCUCAGACGGAUUCACGAAAAGGAGAGGGAGACUUUGGCUCACGGAAGAACGCAGCCGAACAGCCUCAGACGGUGAAUUCAGACCUGCUCGGGGAACAUCUACAGGAGAUCCGAGCUUUGCGGCAGCGCCUGGAGGAGAGCAUCCGAACCAACGACCGUCUCAGGGAACAGCUGGAGAAGAGACUAGCCGAGGUGGAGAAAGACCCAGCAGCCACCAACAUCUUCAUCCACGGCAACGAGGAGCAGGGUCAGCUGGCCAAUGAGGUGCGAUUCCUCUGGGGACAAAACCAAGCCCUGAAGGAACAGCUCAACGUGGGGUCUAGAGACAAGCAGAAGGAGAACGAGAAGCUACGGGAGACUCUGGCCAGGCGGACGGCCAAACUGGAGCAGAGCAGGAAGGAGUGUGACGCUCUGAGGCAAGAAAACAGCCGCCUGCAGGAGAGGCUGGAGCACAGCAGCCAGGAAACCUGCCAGCUGCAGGAUUCACUGCAGUACAGCAAGGAGGAGCUGCACAGGCUGCAGUGUGAGGUGAAGCUCCAGAGGCAGCAGCUGUCUGACUCCCAGCAUCUUCUACAGUCACUGCGGGUGGAGCUGCAAGUUUAUGAAAAGAUCAAGACCGAGGCCCAGAAACCCAACGAAUCCAGUGAGGCGACCCAGGGGCCCGCGUCCGUCCCUUCCUCCAACUCGGUGGACCUGGCUGAGCUGCUCUCGGAGAUCAGACACCUGAGGCUGCAGCUGGAGAGGAGCAUCCAGACCAACACGGCGCUGCGCCAGAGGCUGGAGGAGCAGCUGCUCAGAGGACCCAACCGCUCUGAAACCAUCAACAUCAACUACCUGCUGUCCUCUCCAGAUGAAGGAGGCAGGUCACCGGGUCGUGAAGGCUACGAUCCUCGUCACUCAUUUCAGAGUCACAAUGAAUACACCAGCGUCCACCAUGAUGAGAAACGUCGCGCACACUCAGAGGUGGACGGGGGGUCGGUCACCAGCAGCUCCAGCGACAGCGCCUCCGGUGCUCCUUCCCGCCUGGUGCCGGGCCACCGGAUGUGGGCCAAUCGCAACGGCCGACAUAUUUUGGGUCUGAUUGAGGACUACAGCGCCCUCCGCAAGCAGAUCUCGGAGGGCCGGAAGCUGUCGCGCAGCAUGGACACACAACUGCAGGAGUGUCUGCACACACUCAGACAGCAGGGCUCCGACAACAAGGUGAUGGAGCAGCAGCAUCUGAAGAGUCUGUCCGGCAGCGUGAACACCAUGCAGCACGUGUUGGAGGAGGCUGGUCGACUGCUCAAACUGGUGUGGAGAGUCUCUUUGCCGGCUGGUAGCACAGCAGGAGACGGCGGCAACAACCAGCAGGAUGAGCUGCUGAAAAAUGAGAUAGCCAGACUGAAGAGCAGGCUGUCACAGCAGGAGAGGAUGCUGAGCGGAGCCGUGAAGCGCCUCCGAACAACCAACCAGCUCAAAGAGGGAAUGGAAAGAGUCAUCAUCGAUCAGUUGUGUCUAACCCACGGAGUCUUGAAGAAAGCCAGGGGGAAUUUAGAGACAAAUUACAGUGCCCUGUAUAGCCUGAAAGGCCUGUCUGGAGGACCAGACGAAGGAGGUCCCAGUCAAUGGCCAGUAGGGGACUCCACAGACCCUCCCGUUUGUAGACGGACUGCAGGCAGACACUCUGAAUCUGCAGAGGAUCACAAUAGUGACGCCUCUUUACACUGCAGCUACUAAAUCUGCUGCUAUACUGCUUUUGAUAAUGUAGCUACCUAGUGUUCACCGGGCCUUAUCCUGCCUUUCUGUACUGCUGUAAAACUGUCACCUUACUCUCCAGAUAUCAAAGCCUUUUUGUACUACUUGUAUUGCACAUGACCUGCCUAUAAUUUGAUUUUAGGUACUGAAGUUGUAAAAGUUAGCCUUUGUAAAUAGUAAUUCCUGCAAAUGAAAUAUUUUCCUUUAUUCUUUUUAUAAGAACAUGAAAAUGUAAAUGUAUGUUAUUUUUAACUUUUGUUUUCAUCUGUCAGUUUAUGUAUAGGAUGGUUCAGGGCUACCGUUUGUUCAAGGAAUUAUGUGCAAAUGCAGUAAAGGAAAGUUUGAUGAAACCUGA